CGAAGACAGAGAGGUCUACUGCCAGAGACACGCUCCCAGGGUCGGGGGGUCAAGGCUGGACAAGGACGCUAUUGGAAUUCAGAGAGCGUUGGCCGCCCAGGAUAAUUUCAGGUACAGUCUUGGAAGUCUUAUCAUUAUUCUAGUACACGGCGAACAGCCUGGCUCCGCGAUGGACCAGGAGGCACUGGGCAUCAAAGCCGCCAUGUUCCAGAGUCGGCAGAAUUCCGGACUGCUAGUGGACCAGCAGGGUGGACACAAGAUUAACGUAGAUGAGAAUGCGGUACAUAUACGAGGUGCUAUGAACGCUCAACUGCUGCAACGCCGCUACCAGAAAAAGUUGGACAAGCACCACUUCCCGCCAUAUUUUGCCAGGAAGAGAGAACAACUCUUUGAAUCACAGAGGAAACUGGAAGAACAGCUGAGAAAGGAGGAGGAUGAGAUGUUUAGAGAAUUCCAACAAGAAAGAUUGAAGGAAGACAAAUUAAUAAACAAGGAGGUCGACUCUGAAUGGGAGAGACAACUAAAGGAAUUGACAGAGAGAUAUGAAAAGGAUAUGGAAAAGAAGAAAAAGAAAAUGAAAGAUUCUGAAAAAAAGAUGAUGACUAUACAGUAUGAAAAUGAGAAGCAGGAUUUGGCGGCUACAAUGACAUCAAAGAAACAGACUAAAAAGAAGACCAUGACGCUGCGUCUGAGGCAAAAAGAACAGGAGCAGACGGCCAGACUGGUGAAGAAACAAAGCCAGGUUAUGCUGGAAAUGCUGGCCAAGGAGCAGCAGGAGUUAAAAGCUGAAUUUGCAAAAGAGAUAGCUAAGACAUCAGUACGAUUGCAGAAUGGUCAGCAGUCGCCUCAUGUGAAUGGAGGACCAGAAACUUUAGAUGAAGUCCUGGAUAUUUUGCCACUUUCAGCAGUGGUGGCGCCACCAUCUCCUCAAGCCCCUGUGUGCAGGAAGGAGGACUUGCUUCCCGAUACAUCUGUUUUUGAAUACAUUGAUGAGCAAGUUAUCAAGGUUGCAGAAGGAGAACAGCUGACAUACACAGAUCUUGUGAGGCAGCUUACGGAAGAUUUAAUAUCUGACUUAGAGAAGGCCAGAGCUAUUUACCGCUGGAUCUGUGUGAAAGAUCUCAAUGUUAUGGAGUUUGCCGAUGACCUAGAUGUUGAUACUCCCAUGGGGCUCCUCAGAGGCAUCAAAUUUGGAACAGAAACCUAUCAUGUUUUAUUCAUGAGGCUAUGCAGCUAUGCUGGUCUUCACUGUGUCGAAAUCAAGGGUCAUUCUAAGAGUGUGGGAUAUGAACCAGGCAUGAAGAUUACUCCUGAUAUUUUCCAAAACACCUGGAAUGCUGUAUUCAUUGAUGGAGAAUGGAGGCUUAUUCAGUGUAACUGGGGAGCCAGACAUCUUGUACUGAGUAAAGACAAAGAUGACAAGCACAAAAGAAAAGAUCAUAUCCGAUACCAGUACGAUGAUCACUACUUCAUGACCGACCCAGAUGAGUUCAUUCAGGAAUUUUGGGCUGCUGAUCCAAAGUGGCAACUUCUGGAGUCUCCUAUCACUCUUGAGGAGUUUGAAGCACUGCCAUUUGUCAGAUCCAUUUUCUUUCAUUACAAAAUGCAUUUUGAAGGCCAUAAGCUUGCUGUGAUUACCACCGAUGAUAAGGGAGGGGCCAAAAUCACCAUCCGUGUUCCAGAAGAGUAUGAAAAUGACUUGGUAUUUUUCUAUCAGCUUCGUUAUGCAGACAAAGAGAAGAGUAAAGAGACGACAUACAAGGGAACACCUCUAGAGCGAUACGUCUUCCAGACAAUGGUGGAGAAUACCGUGACUUUUAGCAUUCAUGUGCCCAUUGCUGGACAAUACUUGAUGGAAAUUUUCGCCAACAAAAUUGAUGACAGUGGCCGUGUUGAGGAAAGUAAUGCAAGUGUGGCUCCGUUCAAACUUAAAUGUGCAUGCAAAUUUAAAGUUGUUUGUGAAACACUUUCUGGAAAAAUGCAUCCUCUUCCCAACUGUGCUCCGGGUGAAUGGGGCCCUAAAAAGGCUCAGAGACAUUUCGGACUGAUCCCCAUGAUUAAACCUUCACCAGAUUUCGAUAUGAAAAGAGCUGGUAUACUGACCGUGGAAGAUCAUUUUGAGUUAAAAUUCAAAUCACAGAAGUCAUACCAGCUUCUUGCCAAACUGAGGUUAAACAGUGUGGAGAGCAAGUUGUUGGAUCCUUUCGUCAAUGUGACAUCUAGUGGCUCUGUUCUCUCUGUCUAUGUAUCCUUUCCUCAGGUGGGUCAAUUUGGCCUGGACAUCUUUGCCAGACCUAAAGGAGUUACGGAUCCCGCUGCUCUCUCACACGCUUGCAAAUACCUCAUUAACUGCACCAAGGUGUCCUCUGAGGUCCAUAUCCCUAAAAUACCCAAAGCAGAGUCAAAGCAAACCAAAUUUGGCCCAACACCUGCAUUCGAUGAAAUGGGGCUGAAGCUGGUUUCACAGAAAGAGGCAAAGAUUCGUGUAAGGAAGCACAGUACUUUAUCCAUAGAACUCAAAGUGCCACCUCAUGUGGUCCUUUCUUUUCAAUUUCUGAGGGAACCAGGUGAGGAUAACAGGGAUUAUGUUACUCAGUCCCAGUCACAUGGCCACGUCAAGUUCACCAUCUCUCUCUCCAAGAAAGGCAACUAUAUGCUUAGUUUGUAUGCUCGGAAAGAUAACAGCGAGGACAGGUCUGCACCUAAUGUUUUCAACUAUUUGAUACAGUAUGUUCCUGAAGCAGAAGAUGCUCCUGAACCUUUGGAAAGAACUUCAUCAUCCAUAAAACAUACUUUGCCCAAAAAGUCUUCAAACAAAAUCAGAACAUCAGAGAAAAGUAUUAAUAAAUCAUUUGAUAAGUCCUUUGAAUAA
Candidula unifasciata is the source of this 2872-nucleotide messenger RNA. Lineage: Eukaryota; Metazoa; Mollusca; Gastropoda; Stylommatophora; Geomitridae. The record is from the annotation of a GenBank genome assembly.